Molecule: messenger RNA, 2582 nt
Organism: Centruroides sculpturatus (bark scorpion)
Lineage: Eukaryota; Metazoa; Arthropoda; Arachnida; Scorpiones; Buthidae
Product: visual system homeobox 2-like
Exons: 6
Coding region: 743-2059 (438 amino acids)
Biological process (GO): regulation of transcription by RNA polymerase II
Cellular component (GO): nucleus
Molecular function (GO): DNA-binding transcription factor activity, RNA polymerase II-specific; sequence-specific double-stranded DNA binding
Source: RefSeq, a predicted model, not a curated record
GGCGGAUCUAUUCUUAUCAUCAAGAGGCCGAGUCGGCAUUGCGUAGUGUUUUGUAUGGUAGUUGGAACGACGAUCGAAAUUGUCCUAAAUUUAAUAUCACAUGUCUAAAAUACGAAUUAAGUAAAAUUCAAGAUAUUGUGAACUUUUUCAACUUACCUAUAAGUUAAGAAGGAAGAUUUUAAGUCGUUUUGUAGAAGAGAAAUUUUUACUUCGCGCAAGCGUGGCAGCUUCUCGCUCGAUGCGAAUCUUAACUCUGUACAGGAUAGCAUCGACGAAUAAGACACGCCCAUCGGAUUCCGAGAAACAUCCAAUGGGACGUCGUUCUUGUUCUUCGUCAGCGUAUGGGCGUAGUCCCGUUGUGUAAAGUGCCUGCAGACAAAAGUUAAAGGCCUGAGGGGUCAGUAUGCUCCGUACCACUACUUGGAGUCGGCACUGUCAGAUAGGGCUAAGCUACUUGACACUUGUCACUGUGGAAAUUGGCUCCCUUUGUUAGCUUAGUUGGCCAGACUUUUCUUGUCAGCAGUUUUAUCGUAAAACGGAAGAAGGGAGAAGAACAGUGUCGAGUCGAAUCGGACAAAAGUUUUGUCGACUUUCAUGAUUCGUAUUCCGAACGAUCUGACAUUUUUAUCGAGAAAGCUGCGAGAAUUAACAAUACCGGAAGUGUGGCAUGAAGUUCAAUAUCUAGUUUAACAAUCGAAUCGGUAAGAUUAAGUGCAUUUUUUUCGAAUCAUUUCGUCUACUAAUGGUUUCCGUCAUGAACCUCUUGCAUGGUGACUGCCCUACAACAUUGAGUCAUUCUCAAUUGACUCAACCUAGCACUAGUACAAACAGUGGACAGGGGGUGGCUCAACGAUCACCUUUUGCCAUCCAGGAAUUGCUCGGACUUAGUAACCAUAGCGAUAGCCCACCGGCUGCAGCGGUACCUUCUCAUAGGCCCACAACUGUUACUUCGACGGUCGGAAUGGCCGUCGGUCUGGCGGGUCCUCCGACAGGUGCUGCACCACAACCUUGCACACCUUAUCAACCUAGACCCAUCGUAACUCAACCGACGGCUAGCCAAUGUUUUCCCGAUCCCGGUCGUAUGUAUUUUGGAACGGCAGCGGCUGCUUUCAUGCCUAACAUGUCCGUCCCAGCAGCCAUGUCGAGUGUCACAGGUAUGACAGGUAUCACACCGUCCAUGUCGACCAUGCCCAUGUUAGGGUUCGAACAACCGACGUCGGCUCCAAGACAAGAUGCGACAGACUCUUUCUGGCACUACGAACAGCGGUUCCCUGUAAACGGGUUGUCACAUUGUCUAUCUUCGCAAUCCACUGGACUCGUCACAGAUUAUAGCAGCAAAAAUAAUCUAUCCGACGACGUCGGUUCUCUGAAUAAAAAAAAGAAAAAGAAAAGAAGGCACAGAACGAUUUUUACAAGUUACCAACUGGAAGAAUUGGAGAAGGCGUUUAAAGAAGCUCAUUAUCCAGAUGUAUAUGCUCGAGAAAUGUUAUCGUUAAAGACGGAUUUACCAGAGGAUAGAAUCCAGGUUUGGUUCCAAAACAGACGUGCUAAAUGGAGAAAGACGGAGAAAUGCUGGGGCAAGAGCACCAUAAUGGCCGAAUAUGGUUUGUAUGGUGCUAUGGUGCGGCAUUCGCUUCCUCUACCGGAUAGUAUCCUGAAGAGUGCCAAGGAAGGUGACAUGAGUUCGUGUGCACCCUGGUUGCUGGGUACGUCCUCUGUUAAUGGGAUGCAUAGGAAAUCUCUGGAAGCUGCAGAGAAACUGAAGGAUGUGAGCGAUUCCGAAGAUCAACAACACUCUAUGGACGAGGGAACACGAAAGGUUGAACAGCCUAAAACAUCUGGAGAGGAACAACAAACAACACAGGUAUCUAACAAAGAAGAACUUAGAUCGAACAGUAUAGCAUCUUUACGUGCUAAAGCUCUGGAACAUAGUGCCAGAGUGUUUAGCGAAGUGGGUAGGUGUGGUCCCGAAGCCGAAGUUAAUGUUCAAGGAAGGAAAAAGGAAGACGGUGUGCCAGAUAGAAGGCCAUCACUUCAUUCGAUUGUUUCCUUGUUCUAAAAAAAAAAAAGAUAAAUAAUUUUGUAUAUAACAUAAUUUGAUUGUAGACGUGUUUCGAGUGAUGUAUUUCGCGAAAUGUUCUGAUUUAGAUUGAUCGGAUGAUGGAUUUAUUUAGUAAUUAGCAUCUAAAACUUUAGAUAUAACUGAGCGUGUGUGUGUGUGUGAAUUUUUUUUUUUUGGAUAGCAAUCGAAUUGCCCUAAAAACUUUAACGAUUUUUUUACCAUUUUUUUUCUUUUUUUCCUCUCUCUCUCUGGUGCACCACACCUCUAUGGACAAUCUAAGUCACAUCAUCGUUGAUUGUAAGUCUAUGCGAAUAGCAACUUGAAGCAGUUCAUUCAUCAGCAACGAUUUUGACAUGCAACACCAAGAGCUUGAAGUAAUAAAUAGGUCUUCUCUAUGAUAUCUAAUGAAGAAUGAACAAUUCAUUUUACAUAAUCCAUAAUGAUAAUUGUACAUUGUAUAAGAUAGUAAAUAUGCAACUUUUCUUUAAUUUUUUUUAUUCUUUCUUUUUAAUUUCUGUAU